Molecule: messenger RNA, 13316 nt
Organism: Porites lobata
Lineage: Eukaryota; Metazoa; Cnidaria; Anthozoa; Scleractinia; Poritidae
Source: the annotation of a GenBank genome assembly
AUGCAAGGGGAAAGAAUCCUCAAAUCACUUCUAAACGGACAGAUAGGUGGUCUUUUUGAGGAUACGAAGGUAUUAAGUUGAACAAUUACAAACUUAGCUGUUUGCUAAAUUAAUUUAUUAAGGUGUAAAAUUAUGGUAGCUUCUAGCUCACUUAGCGAAGAUACUUACGAUUUGUAAGGUUACUCACUUUCAAACACGUUUCCUUGAAUAAAAAUUUAGUUCAUUUCAAAGCGAGCGUCUUGUUAGACUCUAAAUGUAGCUCCAAUUGCAAGAAUCGCGCGGAUCUACAUGAGCAGGUCAUGAAUGAGUGUCACUUGAAAGCGAACCUAAACCUAAUGAAUUAAACUUAUUUUAGACGUCUUUUUUGCCAAAGCCUCUCAUUUUUCUUAACUCCAUAUUUUAAAUGGGGUAGCCUUCACCCUUGAUAUGUUGUUUUUAAUAUUGUUUUGUGGAACUUGCAGAAUUAUCUUGCUCCACUGCAAUGUCCGCUAAAGAACAAAAAUGGCUGCCAAGCAGGAGGCAAAGCUACAGAGGAAACUGUAUCAAAGUACGCCGCUUUUUGUACCAAGUUCCUAAGGUUUGCUAUAGAGACCUUGAAAAAUGUGAAAGCCAAGGAGAAAGGCCUUAUUGAGGUCACAGAUGCCUUGAAAUUAGGUAAGGUAAAGAUGAAGCAUGUGAACAUCUUUAGUUGUUGUUUGGGAGUAAGGUCUUUUCUGAGUUCCUAAAAUAAGCUUAAUGCUACUCUUAAAAUGGGACCAGCUUCAAAAGGUCGUCACUUGUUUCCAUCCGCCAAACUGACGUGACGUCAUCUGAUCUCCGGUGAACAUCUUCGGUUUACGCGUCGGCUUCUUAUGGUAAAAACAAAUAUGGCGGCCACUGUCUGGUCUAGACUGAUAUAUGCUUGUCAGUAUACCACUCAAACUAGCGAAUGAAGUGAGAUUAUGUUUGCCAGGAUUUACCCAACCGAUCUACCUUGUGUUGUUUGGUUAAAAGGCAAAUCUUAAGAGAAGGUAGGCCCGAGAAGGUAUGAUGCGAAAGCUACUAUUGACAUUUAUAGUUUACGUUCAGAAAGUGGCAAGGAAAGACUUAAGCUUAAAUUACUUUCUAUCGAGCUCACUUCUAAAAGCGUUUCAUAUGGAGAGUAUUCUAUAUAGAAAAAGAUAUUUCUGGUUUAUCAGCUUCAUUCUCAAGCGACGUCAUUUUGGUGGGUGGACAAGGUUCCAUCUAUCAAACUGACGUGACAAAUGUUGAAAUUAACAAGCCUCACUAUCAUUGUGUCGUUACAGAGUUUUUAUUGAAAUGUUCUAUGGCAUUACACGGCAAAUUACUGCAGAUUCUGUUAAUUUUUCAUUUAUUUGGAGCUACAUGUAAUAAGAAACUUACACUUUAAGUACUGACUGUAUUUAUUUCGCUAUUAAGUUUAGUCCGGGGCACCCAACGACAAUUUUUGGAAAAUAUCUGUUCAGAAGACGAUUUGAGAUCUAGAAUUUUCCGAACAUUUGUUGUAAAACUCCUUGCUUCCCUGCUUCUCCUAGGAUUUUCUAACAUCUAAAGAAUGGUAUAAUUGCCAAUUUUUAACUGAUUUUUACCCUAAAAAGGUCAUCUAGAAUUUUCGGGAGCCUUUUUUCUGGCUGAAAUUUUCGAAAAGGUAAGUUUCGAUCCCUAUAAUUUUUGGAUCACUAGACUUUGAGCUAGGAAAUCUGAACAGAUGAAAAAUUUUUUGGGGAUAAAAAUAUGCCUAUAUCUACCGUUUAAAUACUAAAAUACGUUUAAAAAUCUUAUGUUUAAGGUGACUCGACCCAGUUUUUUUUAGGGGGUACCAUCCUACUUUGAAGCUCUCUGGUAUCCCCACCUUUAGUUUUAUCGUAAGUAUAACACAUAGAAUGGACAACAUGUAGAUCAAUCUACAAUAUAACACAAAAUUUUUGGCGAUCGGAGUAAAUGUCACGUGGUUAUAAUGCCACGCCCCUUUAAGGUCUGAGUCGAACAUCUGCUGUUGCCAGCAUUUUUUCGUGAAAAUCUCUCGGCUACACAUAGUGCGCAUUAGUACCUUGCGCUGAACAGAGUUUCACCAAAAUCGCAAAGACCCAAUUCGAGAAAUUCAGCGGUUUCCAAAUUUAGGUCAUAAUUUAUGCGAAAAUGAUAAGCAAACUUUACACGGAUUAUAUCUAAUAAACUAUGAGAUUCAUCUCUGUAUUUUGGGCAUCCUUAUAACAGAUGGGUCCUUGAAAGUCAGCAAAACGCUUUAGGGCCUUGUAAAUGAGCGCGAUUUCGAGCAAAGCAAACAUAUAGAAAUUAUAGUUUUCGCUAUUUGUUGACGUUUGUCAGCGUUUAAGAGUCAAUCUCACGAAAAAAGCAUUUUCUUAAAAAUUCGUAGCUUUUUUUCCUUCAAAUUUUUUCAGGGCCACAAUUGAUUAACUAACUACCCGGACUCUUUCAUGGUCAUUGAAAAACUGUGACAUUACCUUCUAUAAGCCCAAACUUGAGUAAACAUUGAAGAUUUUUAGCGUUUUGGCUGAGUUUGUACUUUGGGAGUUGUCUAUUGUUUCUAGUCUGUCAUUAUACAGCAUUCUUGUCCAGCACGCGUGCAAUGACCACGCUUGGCUGACUUCCGAAUGCUCACCGAGAUAUGAUAAUUUAGUAUAAGAAAAUAGAAGGGAUUCCCGUGGCUUGCAUUAAACCUAUGAAAAAAUUGAUAUUUUUUUAAUAGUAAGUAGAUUUAGUAUGUAGCACUUCUUGAUUUUUUUGCAAAGGCACAAGAAGCACGAGAAUUGAUUAAAAAUUGUGAGUUAAACCUCUAUGUAUCACGCGAUAGCCUGUCUCACUGUACCAAAAUUAUCAUAUUCGGAAGUCAGCCAAGCGCGGUCAUUGCACGCGUGCUGGACAAGAAUGCCGUAUAAUGACAGACUAGAAACAAUAGACAACUCCCAAAGCACAAACUCAGCCAAAACGCUAAAAAUCUUCAAUGUUUACUCAAGUUUGAGCUUAUAGAAGGUAAUGUCACAGUUUUUCAAUGACCAUGAAAUUCAGAGUUCGGGUAGUUAGUUAAUCAAUUGUGGCCCUGAAAAAAUUUGAAGGAAAAAAAACUACGAAUUUUUAAGAAAAUGCUUUUUUCGUGAGAUUGACUCUUAAACGCUGACAAACGUCAACAAAUAGCGAAAACUAUAAUUUCUAUAUGUUUGCUUUGCUCGAAAUCGCGCGCAUUUACAAGGCCCUAAAUUGUUUUGCUGACUUGCAAGGACCCAUCUGUUACAAGGAUGCCCAAAAUACAGAGAUGAAUCUCAUAGUUUAUUAGAUAUAAUCCGUGUAAAGUUUGCUUAUCAUUUUCGCAUAAAUUAUGACCUAAAUUUGGAAACCGCUGAAUUUCUCGAAUUGGGUCUUUGCGAUUUUGGUGAAACUCUGUUCAGCGCAAGGCACUAAUGCGCAAUAUGUGUAGCCGAGAGAUUUUCAUGAAAAACUGCUGACAACAGCAGAUGUUCGACUCAGACCUCAAAGGGGCGUGGCAUUAUAACCACGUGACAUUUACUUCGAUCGCCAAAAAUCUUAUGUUAUAUUGUAGAUUGAUCUAUAUGUUAUCCAUUCUAUGUGUUAUACUUACGAUAAAACUAAAGGUGGGGAUACCAGAGAGCUUCAAAGUAGGAUGGUACCCCCGCAAAAAAACUGGGUCGAGUCACCUUAAGUGGUUUUGAACUAUAUUCUCGUUGGGUGCCCCUGUUUAGUCAUGAUAUACAUGUAAUUUGCAUGAUUUUAAGAAUAUCGCAACUACGUGUAACCUAACAACUUAGUUGUAAUCUUUUCUUAACAUGACAGUCAAUAGUAAACAAGGAAAAAUAUCAAGCCAACUGUCAUCAACCAGCCAGUAUGCUGCAACUGUUAAACUGUAAUGAGACUUCUCACAGUUCUACUUAGUUAAUUUUAUGAUUGCAGUAUUGUGAUGCCUCAGUUUAUUAAAACCUACCAUCCAUAACAUUUAUGGUCAGUAUUAUGCUCAUAAUUCUAUGCAAAAUUAAUAUACACGUAACGUUCAUUUGCUGACAGGUAUUUCACAAAACAGGAAUUAUAUACAAUGUUUGUGACACACAUAUGCUAACUAUAUAUCACAGCUUAUUCUCUAACACUACCACUGGUAACAAAAUGAGUACUGGUAUAUGAAGAUCAUUAUGAAAUGUGGAGUCCAAAUUCUGAGCUACAUGUAACACAUCUUUGUAUUUGCCCAACAAUAGGAGAGCCCAAAAGUACUACUAUAAAAUCAUCAGUAGUUGCCAUAGAGAUGGUGUGUGUUAAUCAGUAAUACCCAUUUUUCAGCUUCUCGCUCUUAUAACUUGAAACUUUGUCCAAUGCCCCAAAUUUUGUAUGGUGUUAUUUCACUAAGCAGGAAAACAAGUCAUGUUAACAAAAUUUGACAAAAUAUUGAAAAACAGGUUCUGGGAGAAGGUUUUCUAGAAUUACCAAAUGGCAUAGAUUUCAAUAAGGAAAAUGAACAGUUUUCUCAAAACAGCCCUUUAUUUUCGAUGGUGAAAAGCAAUGGUAUCAAACAAUCAGUGGCUUACUCGCUAUUCCUCUAGACAUAAAACUAUACCACAGCAACAGUAUAACUUGUCACAAACACUAUGAUUUUGCCACGUUGCGAAGCAGUGUUAGGACCUCUUCCCUGCUGUCAGUCAACCCAUUUUCAGACUUUCGUAGCCAUCUUUCCCAGUACUGUUCCCGAUGAAAGUCACAAAUAUAUGUAGUGGUAUCUGUUAAACCAAAUUAGAAUGUGAAUCUUUUUUUACAUUCUAUUUUUAAUAUUAUAAUAGUGUGUUGUCAUUUGAGAGAAGAUAAAGCACUAUGAUGGAUAUACUGAUACCUCGUAUGGCAUCAACCUAAGCUUGACUUUAAGGUUUCGCCCUCAAGGAAGUAUCCAGAUUUGUAACUGAAUACCUAAAGUCAUAUUUAAUUUGGCCUGGUUUUUCGGUCAAUAGGGAGGAUCAAGGUUAACUUACAAUUUUAUAGAAAUUGUUACUUAUUCCUUCAAAAUCUUGUUUGCCUACAUGUACUUGAAUACUUGAAUGGCAAGCUGUAAAAAGGAUUUUCUUUGCACCCUGCUUGAAUGUACAAGUCUUUAUUUACAUUUAGUUUCACACUUUGAGAAUAUUGGCCCAAUGUUGAAUCAUCCGUACCUGUGAAUGUGUUCUCAAUUACAUGGAUCUCUUCAUGACAAAAGUCAGUCAUGAAAAAUUGGGGCUUCCAGCUGGCAUUCCAAUCAUGGAAGAUUCCUAGUGCUUCCUGUAUGGAGGCUGUAGUUUCCCGUUGAAUUAUGAAAGACCCCACAACUAUGUAAUUUACAUUUGUCUUUACCACUAGGAAAAAUAGACGGAGCUCAUAUCUCAUUGUGUUGUAGGUUGCAUCAAGCAGGGUGAUCUCAUUUCUGUAACGGAUCAUGAGUUGCUUUUGCCAGGCUGUUUGAUGAGCAAACAAAAGAUCAUCUCGCACAUAAUUUUGAUCUGUUUCCUCAUUGUUCAUGCUUUCAGAAGCUGUUGAUGAGGCUGAUAGGGCACAGGGUCUAAAAUAGAAAGAGUCUUGUGGGUUCUCCUGACACCAAUUUUCAAUUUUCUUUUCAAGGUUUUCCUGAUCAGAUUUGGACAGGAUUUUUUUUACUGAUGCCUGAUACAUGUGGUUCCUGAUGUCCACAUCUGUUGGAUAAUAGCGCCUGUUUGUUGAUGCUGGUGCAGAUUGCCCUGGAAAUAGUUCAGUUUUUACGAAUUGCCUAAGAUGUCUUUUCAUUUCGUCCACAGUUUUCACACCUUCGCCAACAAGCUCUCCAAUCUUGUCUACAAGCCGUUUGUCGAUGGGCCGCAGAAUGCCACCAAUCUGGUUGUUUGAUACAUGAGGAGAAAAAUGAAAAUGGAAUUACAUUUUUGACAGAAAUAUUUUGACAGCCAUGCUGAUAGUUGUAGGCACUGCUGGUACAAUGUACACUUACAUGAAAUGAAUGAAAUGUCACUUCUGUCAACAACAACAUUCAAAAAACAAAUUAUUUGGAUAGAAUAGCAACAAAUCAGUUGAAAUAAUAAUUCCUAGACAAUUUUGUUCAUUUUUUAUCAGCUUCUAUUUUAGUCCUAGACACUACUUGGACCUUUUGUCAUGAUCAUUACUUCAUUUACAGACCUAGGCUAUGAUUGUUACACUACUUAGCAUGUAGCCACCCAUACACCUGUUGUACUUUGUGACCUAGCCUUUGAGUGGAAGGUCUGACUUGACUUUCUUUCACAUGCCUUCUUGCCUUUUCAUAGGAAAGUAAUAUCUGUCCGAAACUAUAAUUACCAUAAUGAUUUAUACAUGAAAAACUAGAAGGUUUAUAGGAAAAUGACUCAACUCUUGUCCCACCCAUUCAAAGUGUUUUUCCCUAAGCCUUCAACUAUUACUCAAACAAAAAGAGCCAAAAACAAAAGUUAAUAUUAUUGUUCUCAAGUUAAGGUAGUGUCCCAGUUCUUUCCAUUGACAUCAACAGACCUCUCCAGUGAUGUGAUCUUUGUGUUCAUCCCCCUUUGGUAAUUGGAUAUAAAUUCUGUGUUUCACUUGGGGUUUCUGUCCGCUGGUUAUAUCAGUCUUCAGCUUUUUGGACAUGUCCCGUCUUAGUCUUUCUGUGUCAUCCCUGAUCUAAUAGAGUUAAAAGACAGUAAUAAGUUAUGAAAUGAAGGGAUGUAUUUUACUGAGCGGAAGUAUAAUGUCAAUUGCUAUUAUUAGUAUUGUGAUGGUGGUUUUGUACCUUGUAAUUGCAAUACUUUAUGACUUCUGAUAAACGAAUACUUGCAGGGCAGCCAAACUACUUCAUUGUGUCUUGAGGUAGAAACCUCCUCCUUUUGAAUGAGUGAUCAUCAACCAGUAGUUAGAAGAUUAAUAUUAUAGAUUCCUUACAGUUUAGUGCUAAAAGCACCAAAAAGGCUGUGGCUGUGAAAUGAAAAUGCGGAUAUUUUUUAGUCAUAACCAACAUACCUUCUCUUCAGAAUGUCUCGCUUUAAAUGACUUUUUCCUGUCUGGUCCAUGUUGGCAGUCAAAUACCUUGGUGCCAAUUAUACUGAAUGGUACUCCAUCAAAUGGAAUUUUGUCAUCUUUGAAAUAGACUUUUCUUUGCUUGGCAAAGGGAUCUGUGUCAUAGCAACAAGGAAAGUCUGUAUUAUGUUUAUUAGGGCUGUACUCUAGCAGUCCUCAGAGGCCCCCGGUGACUUACUGUUGCUUUUCGGCAAGAAGGCAAUCUUAGUUUUUGCCCAAAAUUACUAUGCUGGGCAGCCAGAAUGUCAAAGGGUUAGUGUUUUGGGCUUCUUAGAGCAUAGCCUUGUUUAUUAUAAUUUUGAUUGUAUUCUGGUAUGCAACCUACACCACAGUCAAGCCAAUGUAUUACAUGCACCCUUUGCAGAUAGUACUCAGUCAACCAUAGAUUUAAAAAUACCGUAAAAUUCCGAAAAUAAGCCCCUCCGUGUAUAAGCCCCUCCAAAUAUAAGCCCCCCAAACUGGCGUAACGCAAAAAACCCUCCGUAAAAUCGCCCCUCCAAAUAUAAGCCCCCCGGGGGCUUUUACUUGGAAAAUUGCCCUCAAAUACAAAAUAAAACAAAGCAAAAACGGUAAAUUUACUUCCAACUAUGAGGCUAGCCCAAUCGAUUUUGAAACGCAAAUUUCCCUCCCGUAUAUAAGCCCCUCCAAAAAUAAGCCCCUCAAAAAGGGCCUUUGAAAAAUAUAAGCCCCGGGCCUUAUUUUCGGAAUUUUAAAGUAUUUCAUGUCUUUGAUUCAGAAAUUGUUCAUGCCAUGAAUACCACUGUGUUUAGAAUAUGCACAUUCUACUCCAGCAUAUUUCUCCCCCCCAACAAAAGAAAAAUUUCUAAGAUCACAGCAUUGCUUAUUAUAAUCUUUUGAUUGUAAUCUGGUGUGCAAGCUGCACCACAUUCUACUCCAGCAUUCUUAACCCUACUAUGUUACACUGCACUGCUAAAAUCAUAGCUGCUGAUAACCAAUCAGAUUCAAGAAUUUUUAUGACCAACUUAUUGUUUACGCACUUAUCAACUGACAUCCCCCCUCCCCCACCCCCAGAACAGGGUGGGGAUUUGACUUCAUGUUAACUACAAUGGUGAUUAACCCCCAUGAGGGGGCACCUAAACUUUUAAAGCCCCCAACUACAGUCCUGUAGGAGAAAAAUAAAACAUGGCAAAUCUUGAGAAAUCCCCAGCCCCCAACGGCAAAACAUGCUGUCAAAUUUUAUCAAACACCCUUUGUUCCCCCACCUUGGCCCGGGGGUGGGGGGUCGGCUUUCAGUUGAUAAGUGCAUAAUUAUUUUGUUGCUUCAUAAUUAUCUUACCUCCAGCACCAAACAUUUUGUCUGAUUUAAAACAAGAGAAUUUUGUUGUUGUUCCCAGUUCAUAUUGUCUUAUUACAGUCAUGGCUUCCUCAACUGAUCCAACAUAGCCAACAAACUUGUUUGUUGAUCCUCUUAACUUCGCUUGCCAAGUACAUACAGUAGCACUGUCUUUCUCACUUUCUAAAUAUAUGCCUUCAGCUGUGCCGCUACCUUCUUGGGUAUUUGCCGGCAAAGCCAUAACAAACGACUUGUGCUGAGUACUAUAAACCGAGCAGUCAACUUCCAGAUCUCAUACACCCGGAAACUUUAUUAUUCUCCUUUCGAAAAUGCCCACCAAACAACAAUGCUUAGCGGGAAAAUCUUCGGAAUUCCGAGACAGGUUUUCGCUAUAUUAUCGUCAAUUUUCGUGCGCGUUCGCCUGUUAUUGAACGUCAGUUUCAUGGAUGGAAAGAUACGCUAUCUGUCACGCCAUCCAUCAAACUGACGUUCUCCACUGUGGCAAGCUUUAAGGGUAUAAAAUAGCUUUACCCUUGUCCAAUUUACCCUAAUUAAGUUUUCAAAGGUUUAUUGAAAAAAAUCAGGACCCUGCUUUAUGUGCACAGAAAAACACAAAUAAUCUGCUGGACACACGUGGACCCACAAAAGAUCAUCCGCCAUAUUAGUUUUUACGAUAGGAAGCCGGCGCGUAAACCGAAGAUGUUCGCCGGAGAUCAGAUGACGUCACGUCAGUUUGGCGGAUGGAAACAAGUGACGACCGCUUGAAAACCUUACUAAUGAAAAUGAGUUUUAUUUAUAACACACACACACACUUAACACGCAUACUUUAUUAUUAUGAAUAAUCUACAUUUACUGACAUAAAGUCCAUUUCCGCCCGCAAAUAGCAGGCGCUAAGUAGAGCCAGGCGGAGAUAAUAGGUACACCAGUCAGUAAUAAAUUACAAAUAAAUAGAUGAAUAAAUAACUAGAUAUAUAUAAACGAAAUAAAGCUUAAACUUAAAUUAAUGACAUUAAAAAAUCAACUACCUGAAACUCGUAAAAUUAACCACGACACUAAAUAAUUAUUAAGAUAUGUAUACUUUAUAAAUUAAACUUUGUAUUUGCUCGAUAGUUAGCUAUUUUUUGAAGCAGAAUGGGCGAUUCAACAUAAUUGUCCUCGGCCUCUAAUAAUGAAAAUAGCAUGUCAUUGAUAUGUUUUUUGAACGCUCUCUUGCCGGGAGGUGACGAAGUUCAUCGCAUAUUGAGUUCCAAAGCUUAGCUCCGAACCUAGCAAAAGAACCAUAGUUUUGAUUCAGUCUCGAUCGGUUAAUAUAAAAAUUGCAGGAGGAAGAGAACCUGGUCUUGUGAUUCUGCUUUUCAUUAGCUUUAAUGAAAAGAUUACUAAUGUUAGUGGGAACAGUUAGACAAGAGACGUUGAGCAUUAUUGAGGAAACUGUUUCAACGUGUAACAUUUAAAGAAAGGAUUUUUGAGGAGGUAAAUAAAGGCAACGCAUGUGCUCUGGGUUCAGAAAAAUACAUCAACCGAAGGACACGUUUUUGUAGCACGAGGAUUUUUUGUAAAUGGGAUUUAGCAGCUUGACCCCAAGCAGCAAACCCAUAGGAUAGGUAGGGUAGUAUCAAAGAGUGAUAAUUACUUGAUAGAGUGGUAAAAGGGACGAGGUGCCGAAGACAGGCAAUAACUCCAAUAAUUCUACUUAUUUUUAGUGCUACAUUGUCAAUGUGGUAUUUCCAGCUCAAAUGACUAUCCACUAAGACACCCAGAUAUUUUACAUGAUCCUUAAACUCAAGGGAAGUAAGAAAGAGAUUACUAUUAUCAAACAUUAGAAUAUUGACCGAAUGGUCCAUCUUAAGUUGUUGAGGACAAAAGAUAACAAAGUUUGAUUUUCUAGCAUUUAAUGUUAGCUUAUAAUUUGCAUUGAGCCAAUCCGAGACUCUGACCAGUUCGUUAUCGACCAUUUUUUCAAGAGAUUUAAGAUUUUUGUCAGCAUUCAACAACUUUGUGUCAUCUACAAAAAGGUAAAACGAAAAUUUCGCUGAAGAAUAAAACUUUACAACCUACUUAUGGUCUGGGAGUCCCAGGUACAUACAACACAUUUCACAGUAGAAAGAAAUAGCAUUUUCAACAUGGUGUAAGCAGGGCACAACAAAGUGGUAUCUGAUAAUCCAGAGCCAGUAAGGCUUAAAUAUGGGUCAAAUAUAAGUUGUCCGAUAAGCAAACCACAUUUGCUUUAAGUGUGAGAUUAAUAGAGGGCUACAAAGUUACAUGUAACUUGCAAAUUGUUUUGUUCAUAUUUCAGUGGGGACACUUCUCAACAACACUUUAUCACUCCGUCAUGGAAACUACCUGAAGUUUAUUCCUUCAGUAGAUCAGCUUGCUAAAACACUUUACCUUAUUGUUGCUCAGCUCAUUGCUAAGACACAGUUUGAAAGGGCUCUGGAUCAUGCUAAUGACCUAUAUAAAUUCAUCCAGCUUCUUAAGGCAUGGAAGAGCUAUGACAGUGAAAAGAUGGAGAAGGAAAUUGGAUCACUUUGUUUACGUUCAUCUGAUUUGUUACUCCAAGGAGCUGAGAAGCUUGAGGAGGCAAAAGUACCUCCAGGGGAACGACCAUCACAAUUGUGUGUUGUGUUAGACUGGAGAAAGCGCUCAUUACUUUUUCAAGCAGGAGCAAAUGUACAUUGUUCACUAAAAUCCUUAGUGGAUAGAACUCUGAAAUGUGGGACAAAAUUUCAAGUGGAUUGUGGGCUCAAGAAUGUUGAUUUUAAAACCUUAGCAAGCUUCUUUGAAACCAUUUUUAGUGCACUCAUGAACAAGCAAGAACAACUGAUUGCAAAUGGACAAGAAUUUACAGUUCUCUUGGCUGAACUUGGAUUUCAUUAUGGCAGGAUUUGUAAUAAGGCUAGAAACUCAACAGAAGCUUUGGCUGUGUUUGAUAAACUGUGGAAAACUGCAGGAAUUGAAAACCAUUGCAAAAAUGGGCAUUUUAAACUACAAAUACCUCAACAAGUUUGUUGCUGUGUGUGUUUAGUCUGCAAGGCAGCUAUUUUGUUGAACUCUACUAUAAAAUCUCAAACUCAAGAAUCUCUUCAGCAGAUGUUAUUCGAAAGUAAUCGGCUAAUCUCCCAGAUCCUGAAGUGUAGCAUAUUACCUUCACCAAUGUUAAAACUACUUUCAGACUCCCUGGAGUACUUCAGAAUUAAUUUGCAAAAUGAAAGUAGCCAGAAGAGUAAGGAGAAAUCACCCACUCUUUCAUUGAAGACUCUUCAAGGAACAGUACAAGUGCUGCAGUCUUACAUCUCAGUCUUAUCUUUGCAGUGUGAGUGGCUUAGGUCAGAGCUGCUUAAAUCCAAACAUGACAAUAUUGUGGCACAGCUGAAACAGCAGGUUCUAAAGACCACAGAACGGCAAAUGACAGUAUUUAGUUUUGUUAUUUCUUCAUAUCAAGAUCAGUUGAAGAGUGAAAAAGAUGCAAAAAGUACAAUAAGGGAUUCAAGGUCAGUAGUAUACCCGCCAACUCUCACGCCUUAGGCGUGAGUCUCACGCCUGUGGGUUGAAAACUUCGAUCUCACGCUCGCUCACGCUUGCGGGCCAGUUUCUCACGCCUGAUUGAAAAAUGUGAGUUGUUGCCGUCUUGCUUGACACAAUUUCCAAAAAUAUGUUAACUCAGACCCAUGUAAGGAACGACAACCACUUAUAAAAUGAAUAAAUGACAAUACCUUCCUCGCGAUCUCUGAUUUUGUGGAUAAGCGUUUUCUCGAUAACUUCGCCUUCGGCAGUCUUCGGACGUCUUCGGAAGACUUCUGACAUCUACGGAAGACUUCGGACUUCUUCGGAAGACUUCCGACUUCUUUGGGAAGACUUCGGAAAUGAUCCUGUCGUCUUCAAAAAUCCCAGCAAUCCCAGGAUAAAAAUCUCACGCAUAUAUCUCAGAAAAAGUUGGCAGGUAUACAGUAGUAUCACACAACGUUUAAAACAGUUAACUGCAGUGUAGUACACACUGUAGUUUAAUGAAAGGAUUACAUGUAUGUUGUUGUUUUAUUUCUCUUUGUUUUGGGGCAUGUUAAUGGAUGAAAAUGAGUGAAAAACAAAAGGAAACAUUGUGCAAAGAGAGUAGUAUCUGAUACCCCAGGGCUAGUGGAUUUUGUCAUUGGUCUACGGAAGUCUGUUCUUAACUUGCCUGAUGGGCAAGUGAAGUAUUUUGAGGAAUUCAACUUACAGAAGAACUUUAAAAUCAAUUCUGCUCAUCAAAAAAUUUUGGGGGCUUAAGUUGAAAUGACGUUUGGGCUAGUUAAUGCUAGCUUCAGCUUGCCCGAAUGACAAGCUGUAAAAAUGACUUUCUUUGCACCCUGGAAAAUAAAAUUUAAACCAAGGUUAAAUUUGAACCAUAACAUAUGCAUGUAACACUGGUCAAACUUUUAUUGCUUAUCCAGUAUCCUAGCUAAACUCUUGCCAAUCAGCCUAACAAUUCUUGAAACAAAAUUACAAAAUAAUAUCUCUAGAAUUUGUCUUUUUUGUGUUGCACACAAAUGGGGAUGCACACUGUACGCACUAUGUCUGACAAGAUGGCAUUUUGGGGAAGAUGUACCGUAAGUAGUCUGGGUCUGAGAAGGCUCAAAGAGACUAAGAGAAAUCUAGUAAGAAUAUCUAUAAAAAAUGGGGGAAUGAAUGAAUGUACAGCUGUUGGUGGACCCUUACAAAGAACUGUAGAGUCAAACAUUUCUGGGUAUCAAUGUUGAAAGAGUUUACUGUACUGUUAAUGUUAACACAUUCUUUAUUAAUUAUAAUAUGCAGAUGUCAGAUCUUUAAGGACUGUAUUCCAGUAGUAGAACAAGCAAACUCUGUAAUUCAUUCUGCCCUUGAUGAUCCAGACAUCCCAUUGACUCCAAACGAGCUCCGGUGGCUAGGCUGCAAUGUGUACAAUUUGGGCUGUGUGUCGUAUCAGAGAGAUUGCUUUACGGAAGCAGUUCCUGUGUUAGCUAUUGCAGUGUGA